GGAAGAAGUAUCGUGGAUAGGUUCAGUACGUAGCAAGUCUACCAAGUAUACUCAGCUUUCUAUGAAGUUCUUUCACCGCUAGGCAGGCAAGGAAGGCAAGGUACACGUUGUAUUUGUUUCUAUUUUUGACGAAAAAUUUGGUUGGCUUCUAUUUGUGAUUAUUGUGGGAGUAAAUAGUGAAUUUAAUGAAAUACUCUAUUACUAUUUUAUUCUUAAAGACGUUAUUCUACAAAGGAUGAUGUUCACGUCAAAUGAGAAGAUUCGAAAAAGCGGGGGUGCAGAGCCUGACGCUUUCGAAAGCUCAAUAUGCCAAGCUUUAUGGGAUUUGGAAAUGAGCAGUGACCUUAAAGCUCAGCUUAGGGAACUGUACAUUACCAAAGCUCGCGAAAUUGAACUCAAUGGCAAGAAGUCCAUAAUUAUAUACGUGCCUAUCCCCAAACUGAAGGCUUUCCAGAAAAUUCAGGUACGCGUUGUACGGGAAUUGGAAAAGAAAUUUAGUGGAAAGCAUGUUGUGUUCAUUGGAGAAAGAAAGAUUCUUCCCAAGCCUACAAGGAAGACUCGCACGAAGAACAAGCAAAAGCGACCCAGAAAUCGAACACUUACUGCCGUUUAUGAUGCCAUUCUGGAAGAUCUCGUCUUCCCAGCUGAAAUAAUGGGUAAAAGAAUUCGUGUGAAACUUGAUGGCAGCCAGUUGAUAAAAGUGCAUUUAGACAAAAAUCAACAAACAAAUAUAGAACAUAAGGUCGAUACAUUUGCAUCAGUUUACAAGAAAUUAACUGGUCGGGAAGUAACAUUUGAAUUCCCUGAACCUUAUGUUCCAUUGUAAUAUGUUCAUGUAACAGUUCUUUAAAUGAUAAAUUAAAAAAACUAUCAGAAUAGUGGAAUUUCAUAUACAUUCCUUUCUUCAUUUGUAAUGCUAAAAAGUAUUACUUAAUCUAUUAGAUAAAGUGAGUUGAGUUAAACUGUUGACCUUGGGGUGUUUAUUUAUUAAUGGGACAUACCCAUGAUCCACAUGGUAAAAUUACAAAAUAAAUUAGUUAGGUUGUAUAGCUUAUUAGUUUAUAUAAAGAAAGAAUGCAUUUCAACAUUAUCCACAUAUUCAAUGACAAGAAAGAAAGUGUGCAAUAAAUUGGGCAAAAAUAACCAUAUCUGGAACACAAUGUUAUGGGGAGUUAUAAAUAUCCAAUUCUCUCUAUUUUAAACGGAAUUAAUAGAAAGUAGAUUCUUUGAAGUAACCACAACUUGUCCUGCUCUUAACGAUCUGAAUGUGAUCUUAUUAGGCAGGGUAAAAAAUGAAUAAUAUGGAUUAUAAUCCACAUUAACAUUAGAAAACAAACUACUAUUGACAAAUGUUGGGUAUGUCAUUAGCACAUUUCUUUAAAGAUCACAUAAACUGUUGCAGAUUUAGUUGGCGAUCUAUAUGAUUAUGUGCUUCAGUACACUUAAUUUGAUGAAUAUUUAUAAUAAGAGAAAACAAUAUUGUUAAUCACCAGCAAUUAUUGUGAAUUUCGAUACAAAUCUAUGAAAAUUCUUGAUCUUGUAUUGAUCACAUUUUUCAAAAGAUAAUUUAUUCUUUUUUUUUUUUUCUUC
This is a messenger RNA of Gryllus bimaculatus (two-spotted cricket), 1590 nucleotides long. Lineage: Eukaryota; Metazoa; Arthropoda; Insecta; Orthoptera; Gryllidae. The record is from the annotation of a GenBank genome assembly.